AGCAGGCGCAUCUUGGGACAGCACCGGACCGGACCCCAGAAGGACUGCAUGCUAGCCGAGUACCCUGUUUACGGGGUCAAGGCUUUGCGCAGCUGUUUGGCAAGCUUCGCUAGCGCUUGCAACUCGCGGUCAGAUCGCCCGGCAUGUCCUCUGCUCGGGCUGGUGCUGGGUCAGGGGGAGCUGGAUCAGCGGGUAGGGGGUCGUCUAAGAUGGGAAAGUCCAUGUCGCCGCUUCCACCUAAAUCUCCGCCUCUGUAUCGAACGUAUUUACCAGCCACCGAUGGCGUAAAUGGCUCAAGAAACACAGCCUCGAGCUCCACGCACGAGAGUGUGCCGAGUCCCGGCUCGCUCUCGAGGUUAGCAGCAUCCAUUGAGGACAUGAAAAGGAGAGCGCAGGAUUACAGAGAGAAGCUGCUCCAAGACGACAAGGUGGAGAAAUUGUCGGGCGCAAUCUCUGCAUCAUUCAAAGACAAAGCGAAAGCCAGACUCAAGACUGGAAGCAUUGGGAGUGGAAGCGCAUCACAUCCUCUCCGCGCAAGCGCCACGCCAUCCCUUGGCACCGGCUCUCAUAAUGGAGGCGCAUCGACUGCGACGACCACUGUCGGAGUCUCGGAGUCUGGACCAGCUCAGAGCCCACCUCCGCCAGCUCGCAGGAUCAAGGUCAAGCUAGAUCCCGACCGUGCCUCAGCCUCAGCUGCACCAGAGACUCCAGCUCCUCUUGCACCUGCUCUUCUGCAAGGGGCACGCUCGGGUGGUAGCUCAGGUGCACCUGCGCGAGCACGCUCAGGCACAGCUGAGUGGGAUGGAGACGACGAUGCUGGUCCCUCGAGGCCUGGACGGACGUACGGAAGUAACAAACGCAAACGGAAGCGUGAGAGAACCAACGUCGAUUCAGACUCCGACCUUUCGGACCACAGCGAGACCCAAUCACCUUCGGCAAAAGCCACAGCUAGCACACCUGUCGCUGCAGCGCAUCCGGGGCUGCUGGCUCCUGACGCGGGUAUUGGGUCUCAAGGCAGCGCUACGGCAAGUCGACGAGGCUCGCACAUCUCGUCUGGACAGCAACAAUCUCGUGAUCGAUUUUCGCUCUCGGGCACGCCUCUGAACAUCAAAUUGAAGCUCAAUCCAGCGCCACGCAAAGCUCAAUCCUCGUCCCAAGCAGUCACUCGUCUUGGAACCCGACAAGCGAAUGGCAUAGCUGGACCGCUUCAGCCCGCUGCUAUGUGGGAGCUGCCGAAGACGACAUUUGAAGUGCCGAAAGUGCGGGCACCAAAAAGCGUGCGCCCCUAUCCUACGCGUCCAGUCGAAGUGACGAUGGACUUCUCCGCUCAAGAUUGGAAGGAGCGAGAGAGAGAAAGAGAUAGACUCGAGGCAUAUCAAGAAGGCGGUCCUGGCCCUUCGACGGCCAUCAGUAGAGCCAAGGACAAGCGAGGAGAACAAACGCCUCACAACAUCUUUCAGGCUUACGCCGACACCUGGUUUCGCACCAUCACUGAGGACGACCUUGCGUGGCUCGCCCCGAAGUCACCAACGCUUGCCGACGAUGCUCUGUUCCAGUUUCCGCCCCUUGGUAGGCCUUACAACGAAGUGUGGGCAGAACAGGACUCUGGCGAAUCGACCGCGAUUAAUGGAAGCAUGGAUGCGGAGAACAAGCCGAAUGAUUCGCUCGCAAUUCCACCACCGCCCAGUUUCGAACCUCGCUCCUUACGUGACGAGCAUGCAAUUGGCGUUUCAAAUGAAGAUGCACGGGUGGGGCCUUUGGCCGAGCGUGUGCUUUCUGCGCUCUUGCCCGUCAAACGUCCUUCGGCUCUACGCCCGGGAGCACCCCAAGAUACCAGCCUUCUCACAAACACGAGAGAUGCAUAUGCUGCUACCUCUUCUACUUCCGGUCCAUCCGGUACAGGUGGCCUGACCAGCACCCCACUCGAUCGAUAUGCUACUCGCGCCGACAGCAAACGGAAGAGUCCUCCGACGCACGAUCCUGCGUCCCUGACACGGUCGAACGGAGCAAAUGGAUAUGCUGCACCUCCAAGUGCUCCGCCACAAGAUACAAGGGAGUUUGAAGAGCGCCUCAAGGGUGAGCUAAGGCUGCUCGACGCAAUCGAUCCUGAACCUACUGAUUGGGCGGAGCGGAAGGAUGACGAGAUCUCUUCGGCCUUGCGAGACGUUCAGCGCAGACUGGCUGCUCAACAGGGCAUCAACAAAGCUCGCUGUGAGCGUCUACACGAAAUUGGCAAGCUCCGGAUGGCGCAUCAGCAGUACACGAGCUUCUUGGGCACACAAGAAAGAGAGCUGGAAGCACAUUGGCACAAGCGACAGCAGAUCAUCAAGCGCAGCUUGGCUCCCAAGAAGAAGAAGAGCGGGGCUGCUGCAGCGGCAGCAGCAGCAGCGGCCGCGGCGGCCGCUUCUGCCGGCACGCCGGGUGACUCUGCGGGCGGCUCUACCCAAGCAGUGGGCCCCGACGGCAAGCCUCUGCCAAAUGGCGUCCUCGCGCAUCACACAGGACCUACGCCACCGCAGUUCGACGAGAAGUUUUACGACGCAUUGGAGAGACGCAAGCUUCUCAAGUACGGAUUUGCCGACCUCUUCAAUCGGUUUCCCUGCUCAUGGAAAGUCCCAGAGCCUCACGAGAGCGUCUUUGCGGAUCUGCAAAACGAGACGGAUCUCGGACUCUUGGAGUCUUCUUAGCCCGUCCUUGGCGUCUCUCAUGAGUGAGACCUGCCAGGCGUGUUUGUCGCUGUAGGCCAUGUUGAAACUUCUGUUGCAUCGACGCAUACCUUGACGUGCCGUGUAACAUCAC
Messenger RNA from Ceraceosorus guamensis, 2799 nucleotides. RefSeq lists its product as hypothetical. Bases 144 to 2687 code for a protein of 847 amino acids. NCBI's taxonomy places the organism in Eukaryota, Fungi, Basidiomycota, Exobasidiomycetes, Ceraceosorales, Ceraceosoraceae. Gene Ontology annotation, molecular function: transcription coactivator activity. Gene Ontology annotation, cellular component: SAGA complex. Gene Ontology annotation, biological process: regulation of transcription by RNA polymerase II. The transcript has 4 exons. The record is from RefSeq and is a predicted model, not a curated record.